Molecule: messenger RNA, 471 nt
Organism: Lacerta agilis (Sand lizard)
Lineage: Eukaryota; Metazoa; Chordata; Lepidosauria; Squamata; Lacertidae
Product: snaclec 1-like
Molecular function (GO): signaling receptor activity
Source: RefSeq, a predicted model, not a curated record
AUGAAGCUGACACUCGUCCUUCUGCUCCUCGCCCUGACAUGCUGCUCCUCGGAUGAAAUCGCAAAGGUAGUUGUUUUUCUCUCUCUUGCAGGCACAGAAGCAGAUAGCUGCCCCCCAGACUGGAUCAAUUUUCAGAGUCAUUGCUAUUCAUUAAAGAAAAUUGCACGGAAUUGGAAUGCUGCAGAGGCAGACUGCCAAACGCAUGGGUCUGAGAGCCACCUGGCCUCCAUCCGUAGCGAGAAAGAGAACGCAUUUGGCUCUUUUAUAGCAGGAGAAAAUGAUCCCGGAUUUCCUGUCUGGAUUGGACUGUUCAGUUUCAAAGGUGGGGGAAGAUCAUACGUAAGAUGGACUGAUAACACCAAUGUUGACUACACCGCUUGGGCAGAUGGAGACCCAGGCAAGAGAGGAUAUUGUGUCGAGAUAUCUGCGGAUGUGUCCCUGGCUCGCCUAGCUGAAGACUACAAGGCGUGA